AUCAUAUUAGUGAAUCUAAAUCCGCCGGCAAACCCUGGAGAUCUCAAGUUAUGUAUUGGAACCUUUCAUAGUGCAGCACUAAGUAAUUGCUUUUACCUUCCCCUCUACAAGCGUUGUGCAUGCUCCGCUCCAUCCAACCCGAUAACGACCAUUCGAACCAUCCCGCCGCCCAUUACCUUCGUUCAGCCUUAUAGUGCAUUCUUUCUUCUCUUGUAUACUUAUCCACAUGAUCUUACACGUAUACACAUACCUAUAGGUGGUUACUCAUAUACCUACCUCUACCUAGGUACGACGACUUGGUUGAAUAUUUAUAUCCCCCUUCGGACUGCUAGAUAUCCUCUACUCAUUAAGACCAUCCCUUCUGGUUCUUAAAUAGCAACUCUUGUGCGACGAGAGUAGUUUGUCUCAGUUCCUCUUCUCUUCCCUAUUUUCUUGUACCCGAAACUGUCCGUCGACCGAUUGCACGAUUCCUAUAGUUCCUUUACUUUCUCAGACCUUCGUUCAGUAUGGCUCUGACACCCCCAAUUACAGUCGAGGCUCUGCCAGAUAUACUCAAAGAUGACACGAAAGUCAAGUUGGCAGGAGUUGACGUCGAUGGAAUGCUACGAGGAAAAGUCGUAUCCAAAAAGAAGUUCCUUUCGAUAGCUAAAGAGGGCUUUGGCUUUUGCAGUGUCAUCUUUGGCUGGGAUAUGCACGAUAAGACUUAUGAUCAAGAGCUCAAGAUUAGCAACAAACAGAAUGGUUACCGAGACAUAAUCGCCGUACCCGAUUUGAAUAGCUUCCGGCGCAUUCCCUGGGAAGACAGCAUCCCUUUCUUCCUGGUUAGCUUUUUCGAUGAUGACUCGAAACCGGUAUGCGCCGAUCCUCGAGGUGUGCUUAACACCACUGUCGAGAAGUUGAAAAAGGAAGGAUAUAACGCCAUGGCAGGAGCCGAAAUUGAAUUCUUCCAAUUCAAAAUUCCUUCGUCGUCUUCGUCGACCACAGAUUCCCCCUCUCCGUCCGUCGCUGCGUUCCUGAACGAUAAUACGCCACAUGCGCUACCAGCCUUAACAGAGGGUAUGUUUGGAUAUAGCAUCACGCGACCGACGCUGAACAAAUCAUACUACCAUGAGGUCUACGACUCAUGCGGCAAAUUCAAAUGCGACUUGGAAGGGUGGCAUACGGAAAGCGGCCCCGGAGUUUACGAAGCAGCCCUAGAAUUCGGACAAAUAUCGGAGACGGCCGACCGAGCAUCUCUUUUCAAGUAUGUUGUCAGAUCGGUCGCAAGCGGUUACGGCAUUACGCCCUGCUUCAUGGCAAAGCCCAAACAUGGUUUGCCUGGGAACAGCGGGCACACUCACGUCUCUGUCGUAGAUAAGGAUGGCAAAAAUGUGUUUUUCCGAGAAACGAAGGAUGAAAAUGCGAAAUACCCCGACAUAGCUCACCUAAGCGAUCUCGGGAGACAUUUCUUAGCCGGUAUUCUAGAAGGCUUACCUGACGUAAUGCCGAUGCUCGCGCCCACUAUAAAUAGCUACAAGCGACUGGUCGAGAAUUUCUGGGCACCAGUCACGGUCUCGUGGGGCUUAGAACAUCGUGCUGCUUCUGUCCGCCUGAUCGCACCACCGACCUCUAAGCCCGGAGCCACCCGAUUCGAAGUCCGUGUCCCCGGUGCGGACGCAAAUCCUUACUUUGUUAUGUCAGCUAUUCUUGCGCUUGGCUGGCGCGGCGUGGAAAAGAAACUUGAGAUCUCAAUUCCACCGCUCGGUAAGGGCCAAGAUGUUGGAGGCAAUAGUGACCAAGGCGCUCGUCUGGCGAGAAAUUUAAGAGAAGCCACCGACAAAUUCAUGAGCAAAGAUAGCAUCGCGCGUGAGGUAUUCGGCGACGAUUUCGUAGAACAUUAUGGUGGGACCAGGGAAAAUGAGAUACGACUUUGGGAUGAGGCUGUCACGGAUUGGGAAUUGAAGCGAUAUAUUGAGACGGUAUGA
This is a messenger RNA of Hypoxylon trugodes, 1964 nucleotides long. Its product is annotated as putative glutamine synthetase. Gene Ontology annotation, molecular function: glutamine synthetase activity. NCBI's taxonomy places the organism in Eukaryota, Fungi, Ascomycota, Sordariomycetes, Xylariales, Hypoxylaceae. Bases 507 to 1964 code for a protein of 485 amino acids. The record is from RefSeq and is a predicted model, not a curated record. The transcript is spliced from 2 exons.